Molecule: messenger RNA, 1593 nt
Organism: Microthlaspi erraticum
Lineage: Eukaryota; Viridiplantae; Streptophyta; Magnoliopsida; Brassicales; Brassicaceae
Source: the annotation of a GenBank genome assembly
AUGAAGAAGUCUAAUACGACGACGUCUAACCUCUCCCAAACGCAAACGCAAGCGCCGACGCCGCCGACGACGACCUCUUCACCGCUGAAACAAACGAUCGCGGUUGCGUCAAUCGCAGCGGGUAUUCAAUUCGGGUGGGCCUUACAGCUCUCGCUUUUAACUCCUUACGUUCAGCUUCUAGGCAUUCCUCAUAAAUGGGCUUCACUCAUUUGGCUAUGUGGGCCUGUUUCUGGAAUGCUUGUUCAGCCCAUUGUUGGGUACCACAGCGAUCGCUGCGAAUCGCGUUUUGGUCGCCGUCGUCCUUUUAUCGCCGCCGGAGCUGGGUUAGUCGCGAUCGCCGUCGUUCUCAUCGGUUACGCCGCCGAUAUCGGCGUGAUUCUCGGAGAUCGUGUUGGUGUGACGCCGAGAACGAAAGCAAUCGCUGUUUUCGCCGUCGGAUUUUGGAUCCUCGAUGUUGCGAAUAACAUGCUUCAAGGACCUUGUCGAGCUCUGCUCGCUGAUCUAUCCGGGAAAAACGGGAAGAAGACGAGAACGGCGAAUUCGUUCUUCUCGUUUUUCAUGGCCGUCGGAAAUGUUCUCGGAUUCGCCGCCGGGACUGUCACGCAUCUUCACGACGCGUUUCCUUUCACGAGGACGAGAGCUUGCGACGUCUACUGCGCUAAUCUCAAGAGCUGCUUCUUCUUCUCGAUUCUACUUCUGUUGACGUUAACGGUGUUCGCUCUUUGGUACGUCGACGAGAAACAAUGGUCACCGGAGACGUCGGAAGAAAACGGCGGAGAAGAGGAGAAUCAGAACGAGAUAACGGAGGAAGUAACGGCGUCUAAAAGAGUAGUUAAACUUCCGUUAUUUGGGGAGUUAUUUGCUGCGGUGAAGGAUAUGGAAAGGCCAAUGAUAAUGCUUUUAGUGGUGACGUGUCUUAAUUGGAUUGCUUGGUUUCCUUUUCUUCUCUUUGACACUGAUUGGAUGGGGAGAGAAGUGUACGGUGGCGAUUCAGGAGGAAACAACGACGGCGCUCUGCGGUUGUACAACAUCGGCGUACACGCCGGCGCGUUGGGGUUGAUGCUGAAUUCCGUCGUACUCGGGUUCACUUCGCUAGGGCUUGAGUGGUUGGCGCGUAAAGUUGGUGGUGUGAAGCGGUUAUGGGGAAUCGUGAAUUUCAUUCUCGCUUUCUGUUUGGGUAUGACGGUGCUGAUCACGAAGUUGGCUGAAUCGAGCCGCCGUGGCUCCGUGCCGGAGAUGGUUUCUCCGCCUGUUGGUGUCAAAAUUGGUGCUUUGUCGCUCUUCGCUCUCCUCGGUGUACCACUUGCUAUAACUUACAGCAUUCCUUUCGCUUUGGCAUCCAUAUUUUCUUCUUCUUCUGGUGCUGGCCAAGGACUGUCGUUGGGAGUUUUAAAUCUUGCAAUUGUCGUACCACAGAUGGUGGUGUCGGUGGGAGCAGGACCGUUUGAUGAGAUGUUCGGAGGAGGGAACAUUCCAGGUUUCGUGUUGGCGGCGGUGGCUGCGGCCGUUUGUGGAGUUUUAGCACUCACCGUGCUUCCUUCUCCACCGCCGGAGGCAGAUAUUCUCAAAGUUUCCGCCGUGGGAGGACAUUAA